Physella acuta is the source of this 2568-nucleotide messenger RNA. Its product is annotated as ubiquinone biosynthesis protein COQ9, mitochondrial. Gene Ontology annotation, molecular function: lipid binding. NCBI's taxonomy places the organism in Eukaryota, Metazoa, Mollusca, Gastropoda, Physidae. The record is from RefSeq and is a predicted model, not a curated record. Gene Ontology annotation, biological process: ubiquinone biosynthetic process. Gene Ontology annotation, cellular component: mitochondrial inner membrane.
UAUACAAUUUAAAAUGGCCUCUAGUUGUCGGAUGAUAAACCGCAGAUUAGCCAAGUUUUUUUCGACUAAGUACUUGACUUCGUCUUGCGGAGCUUCAUGGAGCACUCAAACUUUCUUCAGACGCACUUUUGUUGUCUCAGCUUACAGGAGAUCAAACGAUGAAGGAAAGUCAGAUGCUGAAUCAUCACAAAGUGAAAGCUCCGACCAGUCAUCCAAUGAAGCAGAAUAUGAACAUUCGAUAAGGCAGAGAAUCCUGAGUGCCUCUUUACACCAUGUUCAUGAGUUUGGCUGGACAAAGAAAGCUUUGGAAGCAGGUGCUCGAGAUGAAGGGUUGCCUUCAGUCGCUCAUGGAAUGUUUCCAAAAGGGGGUGUUGAACUGAUUAACUAUUUCUAUGUAACAAAUAACACAAAGCUAGGGGAGUUUCUUAAAAAGGAGGUUGAGAAUGCUAAAGCUGAGGGUCUAGAAAAGCCAAAAACAAAACCAUUGAUUAGGGAUGGCAUUGAGUUCAGGUUAAGGUUGAUUGUUCCAUAUCUGGAUCAUUGGCCUCAGGCAAUGGCAAUUCAAGCUUUACCUCAAAAUGCUGUUGAAUCUUGGAAAAAUCUUUUGAAUCUAUCUGAUGAGAUCUGGUAUUAUGCUGGAGACCGCUCUGUUGAUUAUAACUGGUAUACUAAGCGUUUGGCAUUAGCUGGGGUCUAUAAAACGUCAGAAAUUUACAUGCUUCAAGACAAAUCAGAAGAUCUGAAAGAAACAUGGUCGUUCCUGGAUCGAAGACUCAGUGAAUUACAGAAGUUUGGUGCUGCCAAGAAACAGUGUGAACAAAGCUCAGAUAUUCUUAAAGAAGCUUUGACUGGGAUGUACAUUACAGGACGCAAUAUUUUAGGAAUGAAUUCAAGAAACAGAUGAAAUGUAUUGCAUUUUGAUAACUGUAUGGAAGUAACAGUUAUGUACACAGCAAUAUUGUCAAACAUUACUGUGAUCUUUAAUUUGCUCACAUAGCCCCUAAAUUGAUAAAAUUAAAUGUAGGUUUAACAAAAAAUAGUUUCGAAUAGUAUUUUUUGUUGCAAAGAUUAUAAAAAAGGAUUCAUGGAUAUUUUUUUAAGUUACUUGGUAAAAAUCUUUUAGUUGAACCCAAGACUUGUCUCAGGAAAAUUGUAUAAUCAGAUCUAAAUGUAGUCUGGUAAAGUCAGUAUAAAAUACCACUUUAGCUUUAGUUUAAAUAAUCAUUUUAAUAACUGCAUUGUUUUUUUCUCUAAGUAAGCAGUUUAAUAUAUUUUAUUUUAUUUGUGUGAACUUACAACUAAAAUAAAAGAUUGUUUUUGCAAAGAAAUGUUUCUUCUUAUAAUUUAUAUUUAUUACACCGCAAUAUGUAUACUGUAUAGGUCUAGAAAAAAAAACUUUGCCAUAGGUUAAUUUUAUCAGAACCUUAUGGGGGGGAGGGGGGUGAGCUACCCACUUACUGCAUAUUUUUAUUUCUAGACGUGUAUAGUAUACAAGUGUAAAUGCGGUUUUAGAUUGAAUUUUUUGCUCUGAACAGUGAAAAAUUAACUUAUAGGCUUUGAAGUUUUUAUCUCAAUCUGUAUACUGUAUCACAAAGCCCAUCUUAAUAUUCAAAAGUAUUUUAUUGUAAUAAUCUAAAAUCUUUGUGUACUUUAACAGUUAUAAAUAUGGGCACUAUUUGUUGUACAAAAUGAUCACAGGCCAAAAGGAAAACUGUCCAUUUUUACUAAAGUAGCAUUUGUGCUUCAUAAAUUAAGGCUUUGUACUGGUACAUUUUCAAGCAUUUUUAAGAGCAAUGGUGAGUUUUGAGUCCUCUCACUAUAGUUACAAAAAAGUAUUUGUGUAGUUCACCAUUACUCUUUUAAAACCUUGUCUGUUAAAUAUUGCAUGCUAUCUCAGCCUAUGUCAAGCUGCAUAAAUACUUAAUUACAAGUUGCUAUGGUUUACACAAGUGUUUCUUUUUUAACAUGUUAACUUUGCAGUAUGUUAUUGGUAUCCCGUGGUCGAGUCAGUAAAGCUCAUGGUUGCUAAACCGAAAAGUCUCGAGUUCGAACCCUCAGACAGAUGAGGCUCGUUAGCUGGGGACAGCCACUCUUCUAGGAGAGACAACUCCAAAAAUUAAACAACUGCUGCCUUGUAGUUUGUUCUUGGUUGGACAAAGGCUAUGGAAGCAAAUCCAAAAAGAAAAGCAGGCUGAAAUCGGAGUCAAUGGCCUCAAUGGCGCUUAACCAGUGGACACGUAAUGCUUAAUUGUGUUGAAGGCGUGGUCGAGUCCGCAAAAAGCUCAUGGUUGAUAAAUUCGAACAAAGUCUCGAGUUCAAACUCACUGGCAGAUAAAUCUCGAUCCCCUUCAACACUAAUAAUUAAGAACGAAGAAAAAGAAGAUUGGUAUCCCUAACCAAAUACAGUCCUCUUGCCAGAACCUGUUCCAGUUUGUGUCAAAGUCUUAGUUUAAAAUUAAGACUAUCAAAGUGUUAAGUGGCUUUAUACUUGUUUCCGCAUCAACCUUACAUAACAGGAGUUUAAAGGAAUAAUACAAAACACUAAUAAAAAAAUUGUGUAGCAAUCAA